GGGCGUGGCUGCGCACAGAGCCCGCGCUCCUCCGCCAUGGCUGCUGCACCCACCUCUGUGCACCUGCGACGUUGCGUGGUGUCCCCGGCCCGGAGACACAGUGCCUCGCUGAUCUUCCUGCACGGCUCAGGUCACUCUGGCGAAGGACAGAGACAGUGGAUCAAGCAGGUGCUAAACCAAGACUUGACAUUCCAGCACAUAAAGAUUAUUUAUCCAACGGCUCCCUCCAGACCAUAUACUCCUCUGAAGGGAGAGCUCUCCAAUGUGUGGUUUGACAGAUUUAAAAUAUCUAAUGACUGCCCAGAACACCUUGAAUCCAUCGAUAGAAUGUGUCAAGUGCUCACUGGAUUGAUUGAUGACGAAGUGAAAACAGGCAUCCAGAAGAGCAGGAUAUUAAUAGGCGGAUUUUCUAUGGGAGCCUGCAUGGCGAUGCAUUUAGCAUAUAGAAAUCACCCAGAUGUGGCGGGAGUAUUUGUUCUUUCUGGUUUUCUGAAUAAAGCAUCUGCUGUUUACCAGGAUCUUCAGCAAGGGGACCGCACGCUCCCUGAGCUCUUUCAGUGCCAUGGCACUGCAGAUGAACUAGUUCUUCAUGCCUGGGGUGAGGAGACAAACUCCAAACUGAAAUCUCUAGGAGUGAGCACAACAUUUUACAGUCUUCCAAAUGUUUACCAUGAGCUGAACAAAACUGAGCUGGAGAGUCUCAAGUCAUGGAUUCUCAUGAAGCUGCCAGAAGAGACAGAUGGGCAGAAUGAAUGACACCUGACCAGUAUAUUGAUUGUUCAUUGUCUUACAUUUAACAUUUUUCUUAUUUGAUCCUCACAAAAAUUAAUAUCAUUGAAACAGCCAGCAUCCCUAUAUUAUAGAAAUGAAAUUGCAUAUCUGUCUAUUUUCAUUCAGUCAACAAGAUUGUCUUGAAAGUCAUCAUGUAGUGAAUGCCAACUGUUUGUUUUGUCCCUGCACAGGUGCCAUUGAUUAGGCACACUAAAAUGUGCUUGUCCAUGCACCACAGAUUUGGGUGACUUCCUGUGUGAGGCUAUCAUAAAUAAGGCUGCUAUGAAGUAUGUAAACAUCCAUCCUAAGGAGGAGAGCUAUGUGACAAGUUGUAGCAUCACCUGAAAUAGCCCAGCUGUUUCUCAAUGUGGCUUUAGCAUCUUCCAUUCCAGUCAGCAGUGUUGUGGCCCCUGAUGCCCACUUCUGCACCAGACUUUCAUCUUGUCCAUUCCAGUGCAGUGUAGUGUUCAUGUAGCAUUUGAUUUCCACUUUCUCAGUGCCAAUGAUGUGAUACAGAAUCCUACACUAAAGGGUUUUCCAAAUUUGUGAAAAUGAGUUUGCCCUCUCCAAUCUGUUCACAGAUUAUCCUAUUUACUGCCAAGUUAUAAUGACAAAUAAAAUAUGGACAAAUAAU
Messenger RNA from Apodemus sylvaticus (European woodmouse), 1405 nucleotides. It is a transcript of the gene Lyplal1, whose product is annotated as lysophospholipase like 1. Gene Ontology annotation, cellular component: cytoplasm. Gene Ontology annotation, biological process: protein depalmitoylation. The transcript is spliced from 5 exons. Lineage: Eukaryota; Metazoa; Chordata; Mammalia; Rodentia; Muridae. Gene Ontology annotation, molecular function: palmitoyl-(protein) hydrolase activity; carboxylic ester hydrolase activity. The record is from RefSeq and is a predicted model, not a curated record. Bases 37 to 756 code for a protein of 239 amino acids.